AUGUCGCACCCAGCCGAAGAGAAGGGCCCCAUCGUCCUCGAGCACGACAACCAUGAUGUCGAACACAUCACGGGCCGCCGCCACUCCCACAUCGACAAGGGCCCGGGACACAUUGACGUCCACGAAGUCGAUGAGAACGAACUCGACAAAGCAGAGGACGCCAUUGUCGCCGAACAUGAGUUUACACCUCAGGAAUACAAGCGCGUGCGCUGGAAGAUCGACUUGAUCCUCAUGCCCGUGCUCAUGAUCAUUUACGGACUGCAGUUUGCCGACAAGACGUCUCUUGCUGCUGGCGUCGUGUUUGGUUUGCGCGAGGAUACGGGCCUGGUCGGGAACCACUACGCCGACCUUACGACGUACUUUUACAUUGGAUACCUCGUCGCACAGGUACCGAUGGGCUUUGUGCUGCAGCGCUUCCCGCUCGGAAAGGCACUCUCGGUCUGUGUGAUUAUCUGGGGCGCAAUGGUCAUGGUCCUCGGCGCGUGUAACAAUUACUGGCAGCUGUCGCUCGUACGUGUCCUCCUCGGAUGGUUCGAGUCGGUUGUCACCCCCGGAUUCGCCGUCCUCACCGCAUCGUGGUACCUCCGCCGCGAACAGACUCUGCGCCAGAGCAUGUACUACACCAUGAACACUCUUUUCGGCAUGAUUUUCGGUAUCGGAAACUACAAGAUUGCCGAGAGGCAGCUGGCCAAGGGUGGCCUCGCACCUUGGCGUGUGAUCAACCUCUUCCUCGGUGGCGUGACUGUUGGAAUGGGCCUCAUCUGCUUCGCCAUCAUCGGCACACCCAAGGAAGUCUGGUGGCUCAGCAAGCGUGAGAAGCGUAUGGCCCACGCCCGCAUCAUCAGCAACGGUACCGGUGGUGGCGAGCACCACCCGUGGCGCUGGAGCCAGGUCCUCGAAUGUUUCAAGGACCCUCAAUUCUACAUGGGUUUCCUCGGAAACUUGCUCUGCACCAUCCCCAACGGCGCCAUCACCACCUUCAACACUCUCCUGCUCAAGUCGUUCGGCUACUCCAACCUCGAAGCAAUCAUCUGGCUUUUCCCCGGCUACGCUGUCCAGUCUGGUCUCGUCCUCAUCGCCGGUAUUCUCGUCUUCUACAAGCCCAAACUCCGUUUCCCUAUCAUCUUCGUAUGCCAAAUCGUCUCCAUUUUCGUCUUCCUUUUCGUCGGAUUGGGCGGCCAACACCCCGACACAAUCUCCAACAAACAACGCUUCAUCGUCUUCUGCUUCGUCUCUCUCUUCGCCAUCCCUCUAUUCAUGAUGUGGCCUCUCAUGUCCAUCAACGUCGCUGGCCGCACAAAAAAGACCUUCAACGCCGCCAUGCUUCUCGUCGCCUACUGCGUUGGCAACAUCAUUGGAUCGCAGGUCAUGCGUCCCAAUGACGCCCCACUUUACCUCAAGGGUCUGACUGUUAUUGCGAUUAUGAUCGGCGUCAACACGGUUAACUUUGGCGUUUGGUGGUGGUACUACUGGAGCACGAACCGGAAGCGCGAGCGCGCAUUUAUUGCUUCCGGCGUGUCGAUGGAGCAGCGCGAACUCGAGAACCGUAUUGCGGGAGAGACGGACCUCACAGACCGCGAGAACCCCCACUUCCGCUACCUGUGCUAA
This is a messenger RNA of Cutaneotrichosporon cavernicola, 1608 nucleotides long. RefSeq lists its product as uncharacterized. Lineage: Eukaryota; Fungi; Basidiomycota; Tremellomycetes; Trichosporonales; Trichosporonaceae. The record is from RefSeq and is a predicted model, not a curated record. The transcript is spliced from 3 exons. The coding region runs from base 1 to 1608 and encodes 535 amino acids. Gene Ontology annotation, biological process: transmembrane transport. Gene Ontology annotation, molecular function: transmembrane transporter activity. Gene Ontology annotation, cellular component: membrane.